AUGUCACGCCAUCAAUAUGAUCUUGUACAAUGUAUGAAACAACCAGGCAAACGCAUUGGCCAAGUAUGCACAAACUGCGACGGUAGAUGCCCCAUUUGCGACUCAUUUGUCAAACCAACAGCUAAAGUCUACAUUUGUCAUGAUUGCUCCCAAGGGGAUUUGAUAAAUAAAUGUAUACUAUGUGGUAACAGUUUAGGGUUAAACAAUGAAAACGGCACCGAAGCGUAUUAUUGUUUAGAGUGUUGUCGAUUGGAGAAGCAUCGAGAAGGAUGCCCUCGGGUGGUUAACGUUGGAAGCAACAAGACCGAUUACAUAUUCCUGCAAAGAAAAGAUACAAGUAAGUCGUUGGAGAAUAUAUAA
Molecule: messenger RNA, 360 nt
Organism: Lodderomyces parapsilosis
Lineage: Eukaryota; Fungi; Ascomycota; Pichiomycetes; Serinales; Debaryomycetaceae
Product: U2 snRNP complex subunit
Exons: 1
Coding region: 1-360 (119 amino acids)
Biological process (GO): mRNA splicing, via spliceosome
Cellular component (GO): catalytic step 2 spliceosome; precatalytic spliceosome; U2 snRNP
Source: RefSeq, a predicted model, not a curated record